Messenger RNA from Torulaspora globosa, 1272 nucleotides. It is a transcript of the gene TIM44, whose product is annotated as protein translocase subunit TIM44. Gene Ontology annotation, cellular component: mitochondrial inner membrane. Gene Ontology annotation, molecular function: protein-folding chaperone binding. The coding region runs from base 1 to 1272 and encodes 423 amino acids. Gene Ontology annotation, biological process: protein import into mitochondrial matrix. Lineage: Eukaryota; Fungi; Ascomycota; Saccharomycetes; Saccharomycetales; Saccharomycetaceae. The record is from RefSeq and is a predicted model, not a curated record. The transcript has a single exon.
AUGAUGCUAGGAGGAGGAAUGGGAACGAGAAGCGUGGCGGUGGCGGCGCGGAGAGGCGCGGUGUUGGGAGGAAGUCGUGCUCUGUUCAGUAGCAGUUCUCACCGGUUGCAGAACCCGCGGUCGCCGAUCCAGAUCUUCAGGGAGACGUUCAAGAAGGAGUGGCAGAAGUCUCAGGAGUUGCAGGAUAAUAUCAAGACGUUGCAGGAUGCGUCAGGAAAGCUGGGAGAAUCGGAAGCGUACAAGAAAGCGCGGGAAGCGUACGUUAGGGCGCAGAAGGGGUCUACGAUUGUGGGAAAGACUCUGAAGAAGACGGGGGAAACGAUGGAGGACAUUGCGGCGAGAGCGUGGGACUCGGAGAUCGCCAAGAGCACAAGACAGGCGGCAUCCGCGACGGCGAAGAAGAUUGACGAGAGUCUUGAACCCGUGAGACAGACCAAGAUCUACAAGGACGUGUCCGAAGUGAUGGACGACGGAAGCAGCUCGCGGUACGGGGGGUUUUUGACCAAAGAGCAGAGAAGACUCAAGCGGGAGCAGGAUCUGUUGUCGGGGAAGCGGACCAGAGCCGUGAAGGGGAACGAAGAAGCCGGAACAGCGCUGGUGGCGACCAACAUUGCAGCUAAGGAGUCGUUUGGGAAGAAAGUGGAGGAUUUUAAGGAAAAGACGCUGGUUGGGCGCGCGUUGCAUCGCAUAAAGAGCAGACUGUGGGACGAAAGUGGCAACCCUUUGAUUGUGUUCUUGAGGAAGGUUUUCGGCAAGAUCGGCGGGUUCUUCGCGGAGACCGAGGCUGCUCGUGUCUUGGGCCAGUUCAAGAUGAUGGACACUACUUUCAGCAACGAGUCUUUCACCAAACAUCUGAGAGAGUACAUCAUUCCCGAGAUCCUAGAGGCUUACGUCAAGGGAGACGAGAAGGUGUUGAAAAAGUGGCUCAGCGAAGCGCCAUACAACGUCUAUGCCGCUCAACAGAAGGCGUUCAGGGAACAGCAACUGUUUGCCGAUGGCCGUAUUCUCGACAUCAGGGGCGUAGAGAUCGUCAGUGCCAAGAUGCUGCCUCCACAGGACAUACCUGUGCUGGUUGUUGGAUGUAGAGCGCAGGAGAUCCACCUCUACAGAAGGGCAAAGACGGGCGAAGUGGCCGCAGGCCACGAGUCCAACAUCAUGAUGAGCUCGUACGCGAUGGUCUUCACUCGUGAUCCGGAGCAGAUCGACGAUGAGGAGACUGAAGGCUGGAAGAUCCUGGAGUUCGUCCGCGGCGGCUCCAGACAGUUCACCUAG